This is a messenger RNA of Alternaria burnsii, 618 nucleotides long. RefSeq lists its product as uncharacterized. The record is from RefSeq and is a predicted model, not a curated record. The transcript has 3 exons. Bases 1 to 618 code for a protein of 205 amino acids. Lineage: Eukaryota; Fungi; Ascomycota; Dothideomycetes; Pleosporales; Pleosporaceae.
AUGUUCAGAUCCGUUAUCUUGUUCGACAAUGCUGGUGCCGGUCACAGCACUGGCGAAAUCGGCGACUCUAUCGCUGCCCAGGAUGACAUAGCAGUUGCCCUUCUCCAGGCUAUCAAAGUGGACAAGGUCAACUUGCUCGGUUUCUCUAUGGGAGGCGGUAUUGCGCAGCACAUUACCAUCAACUACCCUGACCUUGUGGAGAAGGCUGUCAUCGCUGGAUCGAUCUUUGGAAACGGACCUGGCCUGGGCUUGUUCUUCUACCCUUCCAACACUGGCACGGCUGCAGCUGUCGACCACGCUGAUCGCAUCGCCGAGCGGAACUUGCCAGGCGAGAACAAGACGAACCAAGUGCAAGAGCCUGAUACCUCUGGACACCUCAACGCUAUCCUCGACUUCACCCGUAACUCCACAUACCUGGAGCAAGCGAAAAAUAUCAAGGCGUCGCUUUUUAUUACCUCCGGAACACGCAAUGUCUUAGCACCUUCCUCUGGCGACUUUGUCCUCCAGCAAAAGGUUCCUGGCUCCUAUUUGCAAGUCUUCCCAGACUCCGGACAUGGUCACCUCUUCCAGUCUCCAAAGGCUUUCUUCGAACUAGUGCAGGAGUUUCUAGGCGCCUAG